CAACCGUAACUGCGCCUGUGAUUUUUCGAUGUCACACUUUCAUCCGACCUGCUUCGGCUCCUUACUGGAAUUUGUACUGUACUUAGUUAAUCGGAGAUCCAUCCGUACAAAGUUAUCGAUUUUUCAAUUUAAUUCGUCCUGUUAUGGACCUGAGCGGGUUCGGAUUAACCUUAGCUGUGGGAUAAGCAACUGCAGAACCGGCAAAUGCCUCGACCGUGCGCGACGUCGAGAGGAUGUGCGGCGUGCGGGAAUUGAUGCAUUUCCACGCGGAUGCGCGAGUAUAUCCGCAACUUUUCAUGUAUCUCCUGCCAGAACGAACAAUAUGGGAGACGUCAAGCCGCCGAAAAACCGUUCCGAAGAAAUCCUCAAAGGGUUCAAAUUAAACUGGAUGAAUCUCCGUGAUGCAGAUACGGGAAAAAUAUUGUGGCAAGGCGAGGAUGACCUGUCGCUUCCAGGCUUGGAACACAUAGCUCGAGUUCCAAAGGAAAUACUGAAGUGUCGGGCUGUAUCCCGCGAAGUGAAUUUUUCCUCGGCUGAACAGAUGGAUAAUUUCCGGUUGGAACAGCGGAUCUUCUUCAAAGAUCGAUGUAUUGAAGAAUGGUAUUUUGAGUUUGGCUUCGUAAUUCCAAAUUCCACCAACACAUGGCAGUCUUUAAUAGAGGCCGCUCCAGAAUCUCAAAUGCUUCCGCCAAACUUGCUCAGUGGUAAUACGGUGAUCGAAACUCGAUUCUACGACGCUGACCUUUUAGUAAACGUUUCGAAAGUGCGGCUGUUUUACGCCUGAUAUAAUGUGGAAAUGUUCGGCUUCCGUAUGGAAAGUUUAUUAUUGUCCACUCAAGUUCUGACUUUCAACGCGUUUCGAUUUCACACACCAGUAUCCUGUUACUAUUCUAGAUUUUAAAGAUACGUAGCGACUUGUUAUUGCGUAAUAUUAGAAUAAAUCGAAUUUGAUGUUGAGUGGCAUGUAUCGCUGAUUUUGCAAAAUUAGUACAUUUAGCGGUCGUAUAUCAAACUCCGGCUGUUUUCUUCUUAUAUAAAAAUAAAGUUUUUCUCCAAACUAAGAAAUUCGAGAAAUGUGUUUAUUUGUUGAUGUGUUGAUUUGUGAGUUGUAAGUAAUUAUCGCUGUGCGCACAGUAGAACUUGUUGAGAUAAAGUCUAGAAAAUUAAUGGUUUUGGAGCACUCCGGUAAAGCAAAAGUAGCAUCAUGCCA
Paramacrobiotus metropolitanus is the source of this 1210-nucleotide messenger RNA. RefSeq names its product retinal rod rhodopsin-sensitive cGMP 3',5'-cyclic phosphodiesterase subunit delta-like. The record is from RefSeq and is a predicted model, not a curated record. Gene Ontology annotation, biological process: sensory perception of light stimulus. Lineage: Eukaryota; Metazoa; Tardigrada; Eutardigrada; Parachela; Macrobiotidae. Bases 29 to 784 code for a protein of 251 amino acids. The transcript has 7 exons. Gene Ontology annotation, cellular component: cytoplasm.